Messenger RNA from Cottoperca gobio, 3269 nucleotides. RefSeq names its product acyl-CoA synthetase long chain family member 1a (gene acsl1a). Gene Ontology annotation, molecular function: long-chain fatty acid-CoA ligase activity. Gene Ontology annotation, biological process: long-chain fatty acid metabolic process. The record is from RefSeq and is a predicted model, not a curated record. Lineage: Eukaryota; Metazoa; Chordata; Actinopteri; Perciformes; Bovichtidae. Gene Ontology annotation, cellular component: endoplasmic reticulum; membrane. The coding region runs from base 117 to 2210 and encodes 697 amino acids. The transcript is spliced from 21 exons.
CUGAGAGCUGCACCAGCUGAGUGAAUUGAAGACCGCCGCUGCCACUGUUGCUUCCUCAAGAUUUAGGAUCAAGUCUCCGCAUUUGCUGCAGCUCACAGGGUCUGUGCAGAACAGUCAUGCAGGCUCAGGAAGUCCUGAGACUGCUGAGGUUUCCAGAACUAGAUGAUGUUCGGCAGUACGUGCGCGGCUUGCCCACCAAUGCACUCAUGGGCAUGGGCGCAUUCGCCGCCCUCACCACCUACUGGUUGGCCACCCGGCCAAAAGCCCUCAAACCGCCCUGUGACCUCAGCAUGCAGUCAGUGGAAAUACCAGGUGAAGAACUUGCGAGGAGGUCGGUACUAAACGACAGCGACGAGCCCAUCUCGCACUACUACAGCGACGCGCGCACAAUGUAUGAGGUGUUCCAACGAGGGCUCCGAGUGUCAAAUGAUGGACCUUGUCUAGGAUCGAGGAAACCAAACCAGCCGUACGAGUGGCAGUCUUAUAGAGAGGUGGCCGACAGAGCGGAGCACAUCGGCUCUGCGCUCCUUCACAAAGGACACUCUUAUACAGGAGACAAGUUCGUCGGCAUCUUUUCCCAGAACAGGCCAGAGUGGAGCAUUGCAGAGCUGGCCUGUUACACAUACUCCAUGGUGGCAGUUCCACUGUACGACACGCUCGGCACCGAGGCCAUCAGCUACAUUAUUGACAAAGCUGACAUCUCAACAGUGAUUUGUGAUGUACCCGAAAAGGCUCAGAUGAUCAUGGACUGCGUCAGUGGGCGAGGGCGAUCGGUGAAGACGAUUGUGCUCAUUGAGCCGUUUGACGGCGAGCUGGUGACGCGCGGACAAGAGUGUGGCAUUGAGAUUCUGAGUUUGAAGGAGUUUGAGGCCAUGGGUAAAGCCAACCUCCAGAAACCAAUGCCCCCGACACCAGAGGACCUCGCUCUCAUCUGCUUUACAUCCGGAACCACAGGAAACCCAAAAGGUGCAAUGCUUACUCAUGGAAAUGUAAUCUCCAACACUGCAGCUUUCAUUAGAAUAACGGAGGUACACUGCAUGCUGAGCCUCCAUGACAUUCAUGUAUCCUAUCUCCCCCUAGCUCACAUGUUUGAGAGGGUUGUACAGGGUGUCAUCCUCGUCCAUGGGGCAAGAAUCGGCUAUUUCCAAGGAGACAUUCGUCUUUUGAUGGAUGAUUUGAAAGCGCUGCAGCCAACAGUCUUCCCCGUGGUCCCACGUCUCCUCAACCGCAUGUUUGAUAAGGUAUUUAGUCAAGCCAACACGCCGCUGAAGAGAUGGCUGCUCGAUUUUGCCUUUAGCAGGAAGGAGGCAGAGCUUAAAAGUGGUGUCGUCAGAAAGGACAGCAUGUGGGACAAAAUCAUCUUCAGAAAAGUUCAGGCGAGCCUGGGCGGUCGUGUCAGACUCAUCAUCACAGGAGCCGCUCCGGUGUCUCCAACCAUCCUGACGUUUCUACGAGCUGCACUGGGCUGUCAGUUUUACGAAGGCUAUGGCCAGACUGAAUGUACAGCUGGGUGCUCCAUGUCGAUGCCCGGGGACUGGUCGGCAGGUCACGUCGGGCCUCCUCUGCCCUGCAACGCUAUCAAACUGGUGGAUGUGACAGAAAUGAACUACCUGGCAGCCAAUGGCGAGGGAGAGGUGUGUGUCAAAGGACCAAAUGUGUUCCAGGGAUACCUGAAAGAUCCUGAGAAAACUGCCGAGGCACUCGACGAGGAUGGAUGGCUGCACACAGGAGACAUUGGGAAAUGGCUUCCUAACGGUGCUCUGAAGAUCACCGACAGAAAGAAGCACAUUUUCAAGCUGGCUCAAGGAGAAUACAUCGCUCCCGAGAAAAUAGAAACUGUGUAUAAUCUCAGUGAUCCGGUGGCCCAGAUAUUUGUUUAUGGCGAAAGCUUACAGGCAUGUCUGGUGGGGAUAGUCGUACCUGAUCCGGACUUUUUACCCAUUUGGCUCAAGAAAAAAGGGAUUGAAGGCUCCUACUCUGAACUGUGCAAUAACCAGGAUGUGAAGAAGGCCAUUCUGGAGGACAUCCUGAGGUUGGGCAAAGAAGCAGGACUCAAGUCUUUUGAGCAGGUGAGGGAGAUUGCGUUACAUCCUGAGCUGUUCUCUGUUCAGAACGGCCUGCUGACGCCCACCUUGAAGGCCAAGAGAACUGAGCUUCGGAACCGCUUCAGAGAGCAAAUUGAUGAACUCUAUGCCAAAAUUCAUAUGUAAACUGGGAUCGAGGAUCGUACUGUAGGUGUAAGGUGACUAUUUAGAGCACACGGUCGGAACCAAAUUGUUGAGAGAUGAUGAAUCUCAGUUUAUAGUAUGCAUUGUCCUCGUGCCACUCAAGUUUCCCUGCUAUCACUGGCUAAAUAGUUAAAAAUAUCAUAUUGCUGGUGUACUUUUAAGGGUUUAGGGUUAAAUAACAACACAAAGGGGAAAUCUGACUCGCUCAUGCCUUAAACCUCCAUUAAGUCUGACUUCACGGACAAAAAGGUGACAUUUCUUUAUUCUUGGGGAGCCACAGAAAAUCAAUCCUAUAAACAUGCUUUUAAAGCAGUGACUAAUAUUAACUAUUUAAUGUUUUGGUCCAUCUAUUUAAGUUGGUAUUUAAUGUAAUCAUUAAACUGUAAAUAGUGUAUCUGCUGAAAAGUCUUUGUAUGCAGAGUAUUGUGCCUCAUACUCUGUAGUUGUAUUUUCCUGCAUUCCCUUGUUUCUCAAUGCUAAAGGACUGAUGAACCUUUUCCGUGCACAGUAUAGGUAAUGGACUAAUGGGAAUAAUAUAGAUUGAAAGACUUGUUGUGCCUUUUUUUUGUUUUUGGUUUUGUUUGACAAUGCAUGGGAAAUGUUGAAUGUUACUAUACUGUACAUGCAGAUCCUCCUAUUAGAUUUUCACAUUUCAGUGCCGCGGGUUGCAGGAUGAAGGUGCACACUGUCAUUUGUAUAAUGCACUUCAGUUGUCAGGGUGAAUAUUUGGAACAAUGGUAUCACUGUUCAUUUAAAGAAGCACAUUUUUCAAAAUGAAUUCCACGUCCACAUUAACAUUUCACUUUGUUUGGGUGAGACGGAGCAACAUUUCAGUUGACUGACAGAAGAUUGUGUUGUGAAUUCAGAGGAUUUGAGUCAUUACACACGUCUAACCACGUCGAGGCCUCUUCGACAGCUCAAGCCAUUUUUUUUUUUUUUAAAGACUUAUGAGAUGAAAAGGGCAAAGGUGCAGUUGUGUGCGAAAGUACAGUAUCUUUAUUUCUAAACUGUACAAAAUAAAAACUUUCUUCCAAAACUGUA